This is a messenger RNA of Sesamum indicum (sesame), 1867 nucleotides long. Its product is annotated as choline/ethanolaminephosphotransferase 1. NCBI's taxonomy places the organism in Eukaryota, Viridiplantae, Streptophyta, Magnoliopsida, Lamiales, Pedaliaceae. Gene Ontology annotation, molecular function: phosphotransferase activity, for other substituted phosphate groups. The record is from RefSeq and is a predicted model, not a curated record. Gene Ontology annotation, cellular component: membrane. Gene Ontology annotation, biological process: phospholipid biosynthetic process.
UCUUUAGUUAUAAGAGCGCCUUUGAUGAACCGAGCGGGAGCGGAGGAAAAGACCAUUUUCUUUUGUUUUUCUCGUUAGGAAAUAUAUAUAUUAAUAAGAACUUAGGACUCUCUUUCCUCUCUCCACAGAUCACUCUGCAAUUCAACCGAAGGAUAUUCAGAUUACAGGAUUUUCAAGAAUUACGCUUUGAAGUGGAAUCUUAUACUACAGUUUAUAGAGAUUCUUGGGGGGGAAAGAGAGCGAAAGGGAGAGGGAGAGAGAGAAUGGGAUACAUAGGGGCGCAUGGGGUUGCGGCUCUGCAUAGGUACAAGUACAGUGGAGUGGAUCACUCUUAUUUGGCCAAAUAUGUGCUGCAGCCCUUCUGGACUCGCUGUGUUAACUUCUUCCCACUAUGGAUGCCGCCAAACAUGAUUACACUUAUGGGAUUUAUGUUCUUGGUUAUGUCUGCAUUACUUGGAUAUAUAUAUUCACCUCACUUGGACUCGCCUCCGCCAAGAUGGGUUAGCUUUGCCCAUGGAUUGUUGCUCUUCUUAUAUCAAACAUUUGAUGCUGUUGAUGGAAAACAAGCAAGAAGAACAAGUUCCUCCAGUCCAUUGGGAGAACUUUUUGAUCAUGGAUGUGAUGCUCUUGCCUGUGCAUUCGAGGCGUUGGCCUUUGGGAGCACUGCUAUGUGUGGUCGGCAUACUUUUUGGUUCUGGUUUAUAUCAGCGGUUCCUUUCUACUUGGCCACAUGGGAACACUACUUUACCAAUACUCUCAUUCUCCCGGUUAUAAAUGGACCGACAGAAGGGCUUUUGUUGAUAUAUGUGAUGCAUUUCAUCACAGCUCUUGUUGGUCCUGAGUGGUGGGCUCAACCCUUUGGGAAAUCUGUUCCAUUCUUGAGUUGGAUUCCAUUUAUAAAUGAAAUCACGAUGUACAAAGCUGUCUUGUUGAUUAUGGUAGUCUUUGCUGUCAUACCAACAGUCUCAAGCAAUGUGCACAAUGUUCUUAAAGUUGUUCGAGCAAGAAGAGGAAGCAUGCUACUAGCUUUGGCAAUGCUUUUUCCUUUUGUUGUGCUAGUGGGUGGAGUUACCAUCUGGGCUUACUUAUCUCCCGCCGAUAUAAUUGGCAACUACCCACAUCUGCUCGUAGUGGGUACCGGGCUUGCUUUCGGGUUUCUUGUGGGAAGGAUGAUUCUCGCUCACCUAUGUGAUGAACCUAGGGGCUUGAAAACAAACAUGUGCAUGUCCUUGUUUUAUCUGCCUUUUGCCAUUGCAAAUGCUCUCACAGCCCGGCUGAAUGAUGGAGUUCCUUUAGUUGAUGAGUUUUGGGUUCUUCUUGGUUACUUUGCAUAUACAGUGGUGCUCUAUCUGCAUUUUGCCACAUCGGUCAUUAAUGAAAUAACAUCAGCCCUGGGAAUCUACUGUUUCAGGAUAACAAGGAAAGAAGCUUGAGCUAUGACCAGUGUGUGUCUGCACCAGGUACCUUGAGAGAUAGCUGAUUCAUCUUUGGCGAAACAAUUCCUACCUGCCACUUUGCGAAUACGCCCAAUAUCGGUGACCCCUAGCAACAAUUUUUGGGACUGAACAUUUAUAUAGGGUUUAGUUUUAUAGCCUGCGACUAGGUCUAAUUAAUACUUAUUCACUGUAAUUAUCUAAGUUGUAUUCAGGAAACUUGUUGCCUUUCAUUUUGUCCAAAUUGCUGUGUGGGAGCUAUUCAAAUGCUAGAGACGACAGUGGCUCGUUUACAGUUUGCAUACUGUAGCGUUUAAUGGGAUGCAAUUGAUUUGAGCAGCAUCAGAUUUUGUAGGCUGAUGACAAAUCCUACCCUUUGUUCCCUUGAACGUCAAACUGUGUUUUUGGCCUGAUACAUCAACUCUUUUGUUGCU